CACUGGAUCAGAGAGUUUUAACCCGGCAAAAAACCCGAAAACCUUCAAAAGCCUCCGCAUUUUCCCAGUCACUACAGAAACGGCGUGGAAUGAACUGCUUGUCGCAGGUCUCAUCGUACACGGCGGCGAUUUUCCGAACGGCAGGUCGUUCAUUCGGGACCGGUGCUCUGUACGGACCCUGCAAGCGAAAAUUGGACGUCUACGCUGGGGUGAAGCUAAUCAGCUUCGAGUCGGCGGUUUCAAGGUUGCGGACUCAGCUCUACUCGUCUCAGAGCAAAGCGACGUCGUCUCGGCCGCGGAAGAAGAAGUCAGGAUCCAAACGAGUUAUGGACCCGGAAAAGGACGCAUUCUAUGUAGUCCGCAAAGGAAACGUCGUCGGUGUCUAUAAGAGCUUCGCUGAUUGCCAAGCUCAGCAAGCUUCUUCAAUAUGUGAUCCUCCAAUUAGUGUGUACAAAGGGUACUCUAUGCCUAAGAAGGAUGAGCAAUAUCUUGCUUCCUGUGGACUUCAGAAUGCGCUCUACACUAUUUCAGCUGCAGAUAUGAAAGAUGAGCUUUUUGGCAAGCUUGUGGACUGUCCUCUUGGCGAUCCAGCAUCUUCAAAAGGCGAAACGUCUGAGAAGACUGCAGCCAAGAAGAGAUCCCACCAAGAGGCUGAAACAGAAAAUGUGGAAGUAAUUGUUUCAACUUCUGUAUCAGAUACUCCUUCCAGAAAGCAGGCCAAGAAAAAGGCUGAAGUUGAAGUCCCCCCUUCUGGCCGUGGCUGUACCCUUCAAUUUGAUGGUGCAUCAAAAGGAAAUCCUGGAGCAGCUGGUGCUGGAGCUGUACUGCGAGCAGAUGAUGGAACCUUGAUCUGUAAACUACGUGAAGGUCUGGGUGUUGCAACCAAUAACACUGCUGAGUACCGAGCUGUUAUUUUAGGGUUAAAAUAUGCGCUUAAAAAAGGUUUUUCCAGGAUUUUGGUUCAAGGUGACUCCAAGCUCGUCUGUAUGCAGGUUCAGGGAUUAUGGCAGGUGAAAAAUCAGAACUUGUCUACUUUGUAUGAAGAGGUGAAGAAACUGAAGGAUGGAUUUGUCUCCUUCAAGAUCAGUCAUGUUCUUAGGGAGCUAAAUUCUGAGGCAGAUGCUCAAGCAAACUUAGCGAUCACUCUUGCCAAUGGUCAAGUCCAGGAAGAGUCUGGGAAGUAGUUAAAAUGAUAGUCUGUUGCUGGUUAUGUUCUGGGUUCGUAAAUAUGAUAUCAUGAAACCCUGAUGAGUAGAGGAUUCUUUGGCUUCCCUUGUAUUAAUCUGAGAGUGUGGCUUGGUACUUGCUACAGUGUGACCUCUGGCACAGAAUCAAACUUCACAAGGCAUGAUUCAACUGCAAAACUGAAGCUUUUGUGGAUGUAGAGCCAGGUACACCAGGAUCAAAUAACUCGUUACACAAGUGACAUUCAGAUUGACAAGCUACUAGCCUUUGAAAAAGAAAGACGUAGAAUUUUUGUUUAUAGAGGGAACGAUCGGAGCGGAAUAUGAAAACUCUUACUAGCAUUAUUCAUAGUUCUUUCACAUUGCAAUAAGGUUCUUUUGGAGUUUCUAUAUAUCUUUUUCACGUCCAUGGAGCAGUUAUCA
This is a messenger RNA of Rosa chinensis, 1607 nucleotides long. RefSeq lists its product as uncharacterized. Bases 90 to 1184 code for a protein of 364 amino acids. The transcript has 9 exons. Lineage: Eukaryota; Viridiplantae; Streptophyta; Magnoliopsida; Rosales; Rosaceae. The record is from RefSeq and is a predicted model, not a curated record. Gene Ontology annotation, molecular function: RNA-DNA hybrid ribonuclease activity; nucleic acid binding.